AACUCUUUACAAGUGAAGAUUCAAACCCGUUAACAAGUUCCACAAAUUAGGAACUUGUUCCCAACUCUCACAGAAGACUUCAGCAACGAAGCUUCCUUAACCUCACCUUACAAACUCACACCGAGCAAGACCUAAAACUGAAUAUAGUGAAUUUGAGCCAAGCUUUGUAUUCCAACCUGUAAAUUUUAUUUGCCUUUCUUCUUUCUAUUGUUGCUUUUGCUCUGUAUUCCAAUCUACAGAAAUGAGGGUAUCAAUUUGCAGCGUCAGUUCGUCAUUAUACUUCAUCCAAAAGACUUGUAAUAUCUUUCAUAUGUUUAUUUUGCUGUUUUUUAUUGUCUCAAAUGUACAAUCAUUGAGCUUUAGCUUCCCUACUUUUAACCAAAACACUCAAAAAAUUAUCUUAGGGAACGAUACAACUCUUACAAAUAAGGCGAUUCAACUGACUGCCAAUAGAAUAGAUGGCAGUCUCCAUGGCAGUGUAGGACGGGCAUCCUACAAACAGGCUGUGCGCCUUUGGGAUAAAAGCACAAACAAGACAACAAACUUUACCACCCACUUCUCUUUUAACAUUACACAGGCGGAUAAGAAUCCUAACUACUACGGUGAUGGACUCGCCUUUUUUCUAGCACCGUUCUAUGUUUCAGCUGAUGCUCCAGAGGAGUCAUCUGGUGGGUGUCUUGGUUUGAUAGGUGGUGCUAGUAAAUCUUGCAAUGUUACGAGUACAUACCCCUUUGUUGCUGUCGAGUUUGAUAGCUACCACAAUAAAUGGGAUCCAGGUUUUUCAUGGGAUCCGAGUAAUGAUCAUGUAGGAAUAAAUGUCAAUUCUGUAUAUUCAAAAGCAAAUUUUACAGUAACUGAGUCGCGCCCGUCUGUCAUUGGAUGA
Messenger RNA from Chenopodium quinoa (quinoa), 883 nucleotides. RefSeq names its product agglutinin-2-like. Gene Ontology annotation, molecular function: carbohydrate binding. Bases 242 to 883 code for a protein of 213 amino acids. The transcript has a single exon. Lineage: Eukaryota; Viridiplantae; Streptophyta; Magnoliopsida; Caryophyllales; Amaranthaceae. The record is from RefSeq and is a predicted model, not a curated record.